Molecule: messenger RNA, 2187 nt
Organism: Fusarium mangiferae
Lineage: Eukaryota; Fungi; Ascomycota; Sordariomycetes; Hypocreales; Nectriaceae
Exons: 3
Coding region: 1-2187 (728 amino acids)
Molecular function (GO): catalytic activity
Source: RefSeq, a predicted model, not a curated record
AUGCUGCAGAAGGCGCUGGACCUCCUGGCGGAGUCGCGCAGGGAGACCAAGAGACUGCAGGAAGCGCUGAAGGAACAGAUAGAGAUGACGAGGGAACUGCAGGAAACUGCUGCAAAGCAGGAGGAGACAGUGCACGAGAUGGGCAAGCAGAUGGUGGAGAUCAAGGAACAGAUGACCGAGGAACUACAGCGCGUCCGCGAGCAGCUCGAAACUAUCGCUACGAAUGCAAUAGACGGACCACAACGAUCAUAUGCCGACGUCACACGACUAACACCGCUCUUACCCCACAACGAUUCGAGGACCGUAGCCGCUCCUCCGAACCCCACAGACGUGCUCUACUGCACGAUUGACGUUUCAAGACUAGGAGAAGAUGAAGCUAGGCUCUCAGCCGGGACGAUCCGAGCGACAGUGGAGAACGAAGUCCGCUCUGAACUGGAUAAUCCCACGUGGCGAUGCCGAGCGGUGACUAAGGACCCAAAGAAUCCCACCGCAGUGGAUAAUGUCAGCCGCAUUGCGGUGCUAGACGAGAGGAAUGAGGUUCGAACUGAGAUCACCGAGAUGCUCGGCCGAGAAAAUGACACCGAAGUUGCAAAGAUAGCAUGGCUCAGCAAGAGAGAUAUUCCCAAAGCGUAUGGCUCGAUGGUCGUAUAUCUCAAAAAACGGUCAGAAGCUAGGCGGUUCAUCAACGAAGGAUUCUUUGUGGCUGGAGGAGAAUCCGGUACUACAAAGACGUUCGAACGUCGCGAUCGCCCCAAGCAAUACCACAAAUCUGUGGCAGAUGCGCACAAGAAGGUCACCACCACAGUGCAUGCACAGGAACGAUUCCGAAAUGUAUCCCAUGCGGCGGCCCCCAUGAGUCAUACAGCAGAAACUGUCGGAAGCUCUAUCCAUCACAACAUGAAUAGCAUAUUCCGACUGGUUCAACUGAAUGUCAUAAAGCAAGGGCCGGUACAUGAUAGUUUAAUGAACGACAAGGACAUUCAGGAUGCGACCGUAUUGGCCAUCCAAGAGCCCCAUGCACGUAGGGUCCAGGGCAAAUUAUUGACAACACCCAUGGGACAUCAUAGAUGGGUCAAGAUGGUGCCUACGACAGAGAGGGAGGGUAGAUGGGUGAUUCGAAGUAUGCUUUGGGUGAAUAGGGAGGUGGAGGCGGAGCAGGUACYGAUAGAGUCCCCAGACGUGACAGCAGCGGUCCUCCGAUUGCCAGACCGUCUGGUGUUCACGGCAUCGGUCUACGUACCAGGCGGAGACGCCCAAGCUUUACGGGACACAUGUAGCAAGCUCAGCAGAGCUAUUACGGAGGUGAGACGGAGAUCAGGGAGAGCGGUUGAUGUGAUGAUGGCUGGCGACUUUAACCGGCACGACCAGAUGUGGGGAGGGGACGAUGUAUCGGUGGAGCGACAAGGGGAGGCGGAYCCGAUUAUCGACUUGAUGAACGACCUGAUGCUCAGAAGUCUUCUUCGCCGAGGCACGAGAACAUGGCAGAAUGGUGACCACGAGACGACGAUCGACUUGGCUCUGGCCUCCGAGGAGCUUGCGGACGCAAACAUCAAAUGCGCGGUUCAUGGUACGGAACACGGGUCGGAUCAUCGUACGGUAGAGACGGUGUUCGACGUUUCAGUCCUGACACCRAAACAAGAAGAAAGGCUGCUGUUCAAGAGUGCACCCUGGARAGAGAUCAACAGCAGGAUUAUGGACAAGCUGAGAGAGAAGCCARCGGGAAACACUGUGCAGCAGAAAACAGACAGGUUGAUGGAARCGGUCUCGGAAGCUGUCCAGACCUUAACACCRAGAGCCAAACCGUCUCCAUAUGCAAAGCGAUGGUGGACCGAUGAUCUCACACAGCUGCGACACAUUUACACAUACUGGAGGAACAGAGCGCGGACCGCGAGACGUGCCGGUCAGAGUUCCUCGGGCCUCGAGGGCUCAGCAACCGCCGCAGCGAAGCAAUACCACGAUGCCAUACGGCAACGGAAGAACAACCAUUGGAAAGAGUUCCUAGCAGAUAACGACAACAUCUGGAAAGCAGCCAAAUACAUGAAGUCCGGAGAUGAAGUCGCUUUUGGGAAAGUGCCACAGCUCACCAAAGCAGACGGAGCACCAACCACUAACCAUAGAGAACAAGCCGAAGAACUGUUAGCSAAGUUCUUUCCGCCACUGCCAGACAACAUCGAAGACGAAGGGUAA